GACAAGGCCGUAUUUGUUUUUCAGAACGUCAAGUGGUACAUACACUACAUUGUAGGUCCUAAACUAACAAUAUGACUAACUUCUCGAAGCCUGUUGUUGUUAUUGACAAUGGAAGCUUUAAUCUUAAGGCUGGGUUUGCUUGCGACAAUCACCCUGUGUGCAUCUUUAGAAAUACAGUGGGGAGGCCGAAGUACCUCCAAGGAACCUAUGGCAAGACUCCUUACGAGGUGUACGUAGGAGAUGCGGCAGUACAAAGGAUUGAUGACUUGGACUUGAAUUAUCCUGUGUAUAGGGGGAAGAUUGUCCACUGGGAUAACAUGGAGAGGGUGUGGCACCAUGUGUUUUACAGAGAGUUGAAGGCAGCUCCCGAAGACCGAGCUGUGCUGCUGUCGUGUGCUCCAACAACCACUAUGAAAGACAAAGUUAAAUGCUGCGAGAUUUUCUUCGAGUCUCUAAAUUCCCCGGGUUUGUGCGUGAAGCCACAGAGCGUGUUGUCACUAUUCGGCUCAGGAUGCGCUACAGGCAUGUCGGUAGACUUGGGCCACGACAUCACGGGAAUUAAUCCAGUAUAUGAAGGAGGUUCCAUCGAGUACGCCAAUAUGGAAACCAACAUGUCAGCUCAUCAUCUGAGUGAAUAUAUAAAGGAGAGCCUUCUGCAAAAAGAUUUAAACCUCGCCGCGGACAUUGACAAAGUGGUUGAGGAGUUGAGGACCAAAUAUGUGUAUGUGACCAAAAACUGCGCUGUGACGAGACAGCAGUACAUGAAGACGUACAAGCUGCCGAGCGGCGAAGAAGUGGACGUCAGCGAAGAGGUGUUCAUGGCUGGAGAGUUAUACUUCCAACCAGAGUUGGUGUUAAACAAGAAGGUGAACUGUCUGUCUUUACCAGACGCCAUUUUGACUUCGAGCCUGAAAUGUGAUUCUGAUCUACAACCUGAGCUUUUUGACGCUAUCGUUGUACAUGGGGGUAUGACCGUACCAGGUCUUUGCAAGCGGUUGUCUCUGGAACUUAAAUUAUUACUGAAUAGGCCUGUGAACAUUAUAGAAAGUUCUGAGGCAUAUGGAGUGGCUUGGAUGGGGGGUGCAGUGUUUGCAGGAUCAAGGGAAUCGCAAAGAGUAUGGGUCACUCAGAAACAGUUCGAAGAACAUGGAGAGAGGAUUGUAAGGAAUAGGUUCUGAACUAGGUCUAGUCAUUGCUUGUACAGAUGUUUGCCUUAGGAAAUCAUUUGAAGUAUGUUAAAGGACUCCCAGUUCUGAGCAUCAAUCAUUUGUUUUUAUAAUUUGUUUUUAUUGGACUCUUUGAUUUUAUAUUGCUAGCACAUUUAUUUUGUCAUUAUUUUUCUUAGCAUAAAGUAACUGUUUUUUAACAUUUUGAUUUAUAAAUCAAUCAAUUGAUAUAGUCACUAUAACAUAUGGGUACUAAGGAGGGAUCCCAAAAAAAUUAAAUAUAUAUUUGAUUAUAUUUUGAUGUUUUUAAUGAUUGCCUAAAAUCAACGAAAAAAUGACUGUUUACAACAUAUUUUUAUUGUUAUUUUUUUUUUUACUUUUGUAUUCUUAUGAAUUUUGAUAUAUAGUAUUUUUUUACUUACUUACUUAGAAAGUUUGUAAUUUUUUAUUUUGUAUAUUUUUGCGUUUUUUUUAAUUCUUUUCACAUGUUUAUUUUUUAUGUCUUUUAUUUAUAAUUAAGGUUUUUGAGCAGAAUGUUUGAACGACUUUUGUACAUUACAUUUUCUAACUAAUAACUUAGGACUUGUCUUAUGUGCUACAGCAUUUCCUAUACGCUUUGCUUUUCAAGGACAGCACGUGCCUACUUGUAUUUAAGUUAUAAUAGCUUUGUUACUUGUGAACAAUAUGCAUUACCACCUAUUGCAGCCACAUGUAGUUGCGUAAAUAAACACAUAUGUUUGAAAUUCUUUCUUUUAUUUUGUUAACUUAAUUUUUGUAAAGUGUAAAGAUUUAAUAGAAAAGUAAAAUUUCAAAUCUAUCGUGUAGAGUUUUGGUGUUCGAUUUAUGAUAUAAGUUAAGACUGUAGGCUUGAAUAAUAAAAUGCCUGUUUUUUUUUU
Messenger RNA from Spodoptera frugiperda (fall armyworm), 2062 nucleotides. RefSeq lists its product as uncharacterized. The record is from RefSeq and is a predicted model, not a curated record. Bases 72 to 1178 code for a protein of 368 amino acids. NCBI's taxonomy places the organism in Eukaryota, Metazoa, Arthropoda, Insecta, Lepidoptera, Noctuidae. The transcript has 3 exons.